CGGUUCCAGGUGAAGAACCCUCCUCACACCUACAUUCAGAAGCUGAGAGGAUUCCUUGACCCGGCCGUCACACGCAAGAAAUUCCGUCGGAGAGUCCAGGAGUCGACUCAGGUGCUCAGAGAACUGGAGAUCUCACUACGGACCAAUCACAUCGGGUGGGUGAGGGAGUUUCUCAACGAGGAGAAUCAAGGCCUAGAUGUUCUAGUAGAGUACCUCUCCUUCGCUCAGUAUGCGGUCACGUUUGAUGGGGAGGUAUCGGAGGCCAGUACUGAAGAGAGAGCUGUAGAUUCCCCCUGGAGUCGUUCUAUAGAAGAUCUCCAUGGAGACAGCAACUUGCCCUCCCCCUCCAGUGGCAACAACAUACAGCGCUCCUCACGCCACUCUAUCGGGUCAGCGUUGGUGUCCAGGUCUAACACACUGCCCAGUAGGAAGACACUGAAGAACUCCCGCCUGGUGUGUAAGAAGGACGACGUUCACGUGUGUGUGAUGUGUCUCAGAGCCAUUAUGAACUACCAGUAUGGCUUUAACAUGGUCAUGUCCCAUCCUCAUGCUGUGAAUGAGAUCGCUCUGAGCCUCAACAACAGAAACCCAAGGACUAAGGCUCUGGUAUUGGAGCUGCUGGCUGCUGUGUGUUUGGUCAGAGGAGGUCAUGAGAUAAUCCUGUCUGCUUUUGACAACUUUAAAACAGUGUGCUCAGAGACCCUGAGGUUUGAGAAGCUGAUGGAACAUUUUAAGAAUGAGGAUGACAACAUUGACUUCAUGGUGGCCUGUAUGCAGUUCAUAAACAUUGUGGUACAUUCUGUUGAGGACAUGAACUUCAGAGUGCAUCUUCAGUAUGACUUCACCAAACUCAAUCUGGAUGAUUACCUAGAAAGGUUGAAGCACACAGAGAGUGAUCGGCUGCAGGUGCAGAUCCAGGCCUACCUGGACAACGUGUUUGACGUGGGGACGCUGCUGGAGGACGCAGAGACCAAGACCGCCGCGCUGGAGAGGGUAGAGGAGCUGGAGGAGAAUAUGACCCACAUGACAGAGAGGCUCCUGGACACAGAGAACGAGGCCAUGGCCAAGAUAGUAGAGCUGGAGAAACAGCUGAUGCAAACCAACAAGGAGCUGGACACCAUACGGGAUGUGUAUGCUAGUGCUAACAACCAGGUGCACACCCUGCGGAGGAUCGUGCGUGAGAAGGACCAGACCAUCCGCAGGCAAAGUCGACUGGAGCGCCAUGCUCAGGAGAGUGGAGGGGGCACCUUGGUGUUGCAGGGAGGGGGCACCUUACACCCCGCGAGGGGCGAGGGGGACGGAGGGGUGGGUGACUUGUCCUCCACCUCUCUGACCCUGGGCAUGACCCUCUCCCCCAGUCCGGAGACAGUGGGCUAUGGCUUGUCAGGGGCGGGACUAGGGAUGAUGCCAGCCCCUCCCCUCCCCACCACCUCCACCAAUGCCAGGGAUGCCAGGGAACAUGAACUUCUCUGGGAUAUGUGGGACGUGUCAAACGGGCCCUACCCUGCUCCUACUCCACCUCCUCCUCCCCCACCUCCCCCUCCUCCCCCCUUAUGUUCCAUGGAGUCCUCCGGUCCUCUGCCUCCCCCUCCUCCCCCAUGCGCCCCUCCACUCCCCGGCUGUGGUGGAUCACCCACUGUCAUCUUUAACUCCGGCCUGGCAGAGGGGUCACUCAAGCUGUUCUCUGUGAAGAUUAAGAAGCCUAUCCAGACUAAGUUCCGUAUGCCAGUGUUUAACUGGGUGGCCCUAAAACCAAGUCAGAUCAACGGAACUGUCUUCAACGACAUAGACGAUGAAAGGAUCCUCCAGGAGCUGAAUGUGGAGGAGUUUGAGGAGAUGUUUAAGACCAAGGCCCAGGGGCCAGCGGUGGAUGUAACUCUGAGCAGGCAUAAGGCCCCUCAGAAGGGUCCCAACAGGGUGUCUCUGCUGGAGGCUAACAGAGCCAAGAACCUGGCCAUCACCCUCCGCAAGGCUGGCCAGGGGCCCGAACUCAUCUGUCGGGCCAUCCAGACGUUUGACAUGCGUACUGUGCGUGUGGACUUUGUGGAGUGUCUGAUGCGUUUCCUCCCCACUGAGGGCGAGGUGAAGAUGCUACGGCAGUACGAGAGGGACAGAAAGCCUGUGGACACACUGAGUGAUGAGGACCGCUUCAUGUUGCAGUUCAGCCGCAUAGAGAGACUGGCCCAACGCAUGUCCAUCAUCACCUUCAUGGGCAACUUCCAGGACAACAUACAGAUGCUCACACCGCAACUCCACGCAAUCAUCGCUGCUUCUGUGUCCAUCAAGUCCUCCCAGAAACUCAAGAAGAUUCUAGAGAUUAUCCUGGCUCUGGGGAACUAUAUGAACAGCAGUAAGAGAGGAGCGGUGUACGGAUUCAAGCUGCAAAGUUUAGACCUGCUGCUGGAGACUAAGACUACCGACAGAAAGCAGACCCUGCUGCAUUACAUAGCCAACGUGGUGAGAGAGAAAUACCCCGGAGUCGCUCUGUUCUACAAUGAGCUGCACUACGUAGAGAAAGCUGCCGCAGUGUCCCUGGAGAACGUGGUGUGUGACGUGAAGGAGUGUCAGCGUGGUAUGGAUCUGUCGUGGAGGGAGUACAGCAUGCAUGGCCACAACCCACUCCUCAAAGACUUCAUCAGCAAACACGAGACUCGCCUGCAGAAACUACAGGAGGACGCACACAUCGCACAGGAUGCAUUUGACGAUGCAGUGAAGCACUUUGGGGAUAGCUCUAAGACCAUGCCUCCCUCUGUCUUCUUCCCUGUGUUUGUACGAUUCAUCAAAGCCUACAGGCUGGCGGAGGAGGAGAAUGAGCAGAGGAGGAGGCAAGAGCAGGCGCUGAUGGAGAAGCUGGAGCAGGAGGAGCUGCAACAGGAGCAGGAGGCGCCUAAGUCCCCGUCCAACCGUCCAAAGCAGCGGCAGCAGGAGUCCCUGAUCACAGAACUGAGGAGGCGACAGGGCGGUAAAGACAGCAGACAUGUCUACGAGGGCAAAGAUGGAGCUAUAGAGGACAUCAUUACAGUGCUGAAGACCGUCCCUUUCACUGCCAGGACGGCCAAACGCAGCUCUCGCUUCUUCUGUGAUCCCACCCACACUGAAUAACACUGCUAAACUCUCAGAGAGAGAUAGAGAGAUACUGUUGGAGAGAGAUAUACAGGGUAGAGGGGAGGGAGAGGGGUGAGGGAAAGCUAGGUGGGAGAGAUAAAGGGGAAUAACAAUGAGAUAGAGAGAGGAGAGAAGCGUGGGGAAAAUGAGAGGCAGUUAGAGAGAGAGAGGGGAGGGAGGGGGUGAGAGAGAGAGAGAUUGACCCGGUCUCAGAAGUAGUGACUCUACCAGAGAGAAGCUGAACUCUGAACUCUAUAGCAAGACAGACAUCAAGAUUACCUGUGACCUCACCUGUCUGGUCUGACAUCACUGCCCCCACCCCCCAUCCCC
Oncorhynchus gorbuscha (pink salmon) is the source of this 3435-nucleotide messenger RNA. RefSeq names its product formin-like protein 2. Gene Ontology annotation, cellular component: cytosol. Gene Ontology annotation, biological process: regulation of cell shape; cortical actin cytoskeleton organization; cell migration. The record is from RefSeq and is a predicted model, not a curated record. Gene Ontology annotation, molecular function: small GTPase binding; actin filament binding. NCBI's taxonomy places the organism in Eukaryota, Metazoa, Chordata, Actinopteri, Salmoniformes, Salmonidae. The transcript has 26 exons. The annotation marks the transcript as partial.